Spodoptera littoralis (African cotton leafworm) is the source of this 1770-nucleotide messenger RNA. NCBI's taxonomy places the organism in Eukaryota, Metazoa, Arthropoda, Insecta, Lepidoptera, Noctuidae. The record is from the annotation of a GenBank genome assembly.
CAGAAACUACACUUCCUAUUCCCACCUGCGUUCGAGGUGGAGAGGAUCAUGAGCAGUGGCUGUGGAAGUCGUAUCUGCGUCUGGGGAUCCCGAGGUGUGACCAUUGCUGAACUGCCAUCGAGGUGGGGCCGAGGUGGACUCUUCGAUUCCGGCAACCAGACCGUACUGUGCAAGAGUUACUCCUUGGACGAACGAUUCCUGUACUGCCAGGGUGAGGUACGCCGUGUCCAUUGGCAUCCCGCGUCACUGUCACACGUGUUCGUAUUGGGAUCGGAUAACACUAUCAGACUCUACAACAUAGCCCUGAAAAAAGGUCCCAAAUUAGUCCAAAGUUUCACCAUUGGCAUCAAACCAUCAAGCCAGUUAGCUGGUAGGAACAUACUGGACAGUCUUGGAGACACUGCCGUGGACUUCACUCCUAUACCUGAUAGCGAAACACUACUGAUUCUGAGGGGGAAUGGAGACGUCUAUAUGAUGCAGUGUGAAUUGGAACGUAAGAGCCCCCUACAACCGAAAUUGUCGGGUCCUCUCGCAAUGUAUCCGCCGGCAGAUGACAACUACGGCUCGGAGUCGUGCUCCAUCACCGCUCUGGGAGGAGGAGACACCCCUCCUCUUGUGGUCGUCGCCACUUGUUCAGCUGCCUUGUACCAUUGUCUGCUGUUGCCUAAUCCUUCGGAGAAAGAAGACGGUGACACCCACGCCCUCUACGUGGUGGAAGCAGUGGAACUGAAUGUCAACCUGAGCCCUGAUGAUGAGCAGUCCUACUCAUACCCUGUCGACUUGUAUCCUUGCACGAACAACACGUACGCGUGCGUCCACGCGGGCGGAGUGCACGCCAUCACACUGCCCAUACUGGGACAUCUCGUCGACUACGCAUUGGCUGAUGACACGGAGAGUGAGUGCGUGCUGGGCGCGCUGUGCGGGCGCGGCGCGGCGGCGCGGCACGUACUGCAGAGUGCGGGCGCGGCCGGACUCGCGCUCACUCCGCCGCCGCUGCAGAGGGUACUGCUACUGGUCGAGCCCGCCACCUUACUGCCCAGAACAUUGGAACCAUUCGAUCUUGAAGAACAGUUAUACAAGGAGUUGCAGCUCAAGAACCCGACACUGGAACAGGAUGACAUCAACAAUAUACUGAAAGAGAGGCAGAAGCUGUCGUUCACAUCCAUCAUACAAGAGAUUCUCACGAGGGAUGUAUCUCAGCCCAUCCUUCAGAUCAGUAAGAAAGAGGAGCCCAGUCCUAAACAAUGCCUAGAAUUCCUAAGCCAGGCGACCCUGAAGCUCCGCGGCGAGUACAUGUCCCGGCAGCAGCGAGCCUGCGACGCCAUCGGCCGCAAGCUGCAGGCGCUGCGGGCGCUCGGGGACCAGCACCGGGACUGGCUGCGGGACUUACAGAAAGAAAUAGAUGAAGUACAGCUUCAGUCGACCGUCCUCAAGGAAAAGUGCAUGUUGGCUGAGAAACAUCAGGAUGAUCUGAAAUACAGAUGCAGCGCCGUGGUCCGCGCGGGCCGUGCGGCGGCCGGGCCCUGUCCGGCCGAGCGCGCGCUGCUCGCCGAGCUGCAGCAACACGCGCGCCGCGGGGACACGCUGCGGGGACACGUCGCGCAACUCAAGGCACACGCCGCCUACAGGGCGCAGGAGAUGGAGAAAUGGGAGUCGGAGUAUAAGAAGAAGGACAUAGCUCUGGGCCAAUCACACAGCAAUACAAUCUCCAGUAUUCUACAACAACAGACCAGUCAAAUAAAAACGCUCAUGGAAGAACGAAACUACUGA